UAGCAUCAAUUGCAUCAGAAAGCAGUUUACCAAGUACUGAUCCAUCAUUUAUGGAUUCGGUAUUUUUGAACGGAGAAACACAGCUGCAAAUUUUAAAAUUUAAACGGCAUAUAACUGAAAUGCAAAAUCAAUUGAAGCAAAUUCGACGUACAGUACAGAUGAAUACGCAAGCAUCACGUGAUAUUUUACGUGAUGCAUUUGAUCGAGUUCAUCAGUACGUUGCAAAUUAUCUCGGUGCUACACCAUAUCAUUCAUCUCCAAAUGUCAUUGAUACACUUAAAUCGGAACACAUUGCUCAAAUUGCUAAUCUUCAAAAAUCAUUACAAAUAUUUGAAGAAAAUAUUGAAGAGGUCAGACAUUUAGUAUUAAAUACAAAUCGAAAAUUACGUAUGAAUGAAGUGGAAACGUUUACCGAAACGCUUACACGAAUCGGUCGUAAUGCAGCAAAAUUAAAAACACAAUUCCCAACAAUACAAAAUGAAUUACAAAAGGAAAUUAAAGCAAACAUGGAGCGAAUUGUUUGCGAGGAAAAAUUUAUCAAAGAAGAAACUGCACAAAUUGAUCAAUGCUUACGACAUUGCAAAACAUUAGCAAAUAUGAUGGUAACAAUGAAAAAAUUAGCAAUGGUGCAAGAUCCAAGCUUAAAUAUGACAAAAAUGGAAAAGAAUAACAAUAAUCGAACAUUAUUUACAUUGCGAGAGAAUGAAUUUACAAGCGAUCAUACAAAAUUUAUGAAAAAUGAUCGAAUAAAUGAUAAUCGAAGAAAUGAAAAACGAGAAAUGAUUGAUGAAAAAAUGCGCGAACAAACAUUACCACCACCAUCACCUAUUUAUUAUGAAGGUACAUCCACAUGCAAUUCAAAAAAAAGCGCAGAUGCAAAUGUUUUGGAUACAAUCUUAGAUGAAUUGACAAAUACGGUACAGCGUGAUAUGCGUUCGAAAUCAAAAUCACCCCAUCUAGCAAUAUCAUUUCCGGUCAUCCGGAACGGCCCACCAAAACCACCGGAACGUCAUUCAACAACCGAUGUUCGAAAUCGUUUUACACCAUCUGAAAUACAAGAAAUGCAACGUCGAGCAAUUGAGAGUGUUUCACCAAUUCCAGGCUGGUGUUCGUAA
Acanthocheilonema viteae is the source of this 1115-nucleotide messenger RNA. NCBI's taxonomy places the organism in Eukaryota, Metazoa, Nematoda, Chromadorea, Rhabditida, Onchocercidae. The record is from the annotation of a GenBank genome assembly.